Pelobates cultripes (western spadefoot toad) is the source of this 42462-nucleotide messenger RNA. NCBI's taxonomy places the organism in Eukaryota, Metazoa, Chordata, Amphibia, Anura, Pelobatidae. The record is from the annotation of a GenBank genome assembly.
AGAAUUCGUAUUGUCAACACAUUGGACUGGAGUUCAUGUUUAUCAAUGAUGUUGAACAGUGUCAGUGGAUCAGGCAAAAAUUCGAGACUCCAGGUAUCAUGAAGAUCACAAAUGAAGAGAAACGAAAUCUACUAGCAAGAUUAGUACGUUCUACCAGGUAUCCAAUGAUCUCGUAAAAAAAACAUUUUUCUUAAUUAGCUAUUACAUUUUUUUUGUUGCCAUUGAAUACAAAUGUAAUCUUUUUAUGACUUAGAUAAAAAAACAAGCUAAAUUCUUCCUAAGGUUCGAGGACUUCCUAGCACGCAAAUGGUCUUCAGAAAAGAGGUUUGGUUUGGAAGGGUGUGAAGUGAUGAUCCCGGCUUUAAAGGCAAUAAUCGAUAAAUCCAGUGACAUGGGGUUGGAGUAUGUGAUAUUGGGCAUGCCCCACAGGUAAGAAGACAAAAUAUUCUAUUUAUUAGAUGCCAUACUAGAAACUGAUAAUUUUCUGAAGUUUUAUUACUCUCUCACCACUUGUAGCAUUUACUUAGAUAUUUCUUCUGGUCUUCUUGUGGUCAUGGUGCAUUCAAUCCAAUUUUUUAUUGUUGUCUCCUGUCCAAAUUGUGACUACCUCCUGUCUCUUUUCUGGUUCCUUGCACAUAAUCAUUUGUCUCUCCUGUUUGUUAACAUAUAAACAUAUUUUAUCUUUUCCUGGUGGUUCCUGGAUUACUUUUAUGACACCACCCCUUCUGCCCCUUGUGGUGUUUCCUGUUCCAUAUAUGACCUGCUCCAGUGCAUAUAUCUUUUGCAAACAUUUAGUGUAUGUGAUUGGAUGGGCGAAUUUUACUAGUUUGGCGCAUUAUUCAUUUUUCUCUCAACUUUAUUGCUUAGACAUGUUUUGACCUCUUAAUUAUUCUUAGAUUUUCACAAAAUUGUGCUGAUUGUAGAAUGCCAUACCUCUGUUUUACCAUGUCUGGCAUGUGUCUGCUUCUGCUGUUGUGGCAUUGCAGGUGUAUUUUGUAUUGGUUUUUGGCACAGAAAAAAUAAAGAAUGGCAAAUCUCUAACUAGCUUUUCUCUUACUGACUGUUGAUCCAUAUUCCACAACAGUGAUUCUGCCUGUAUUCUUAAAGGACCACUAUAGUGCCAGGAAAACAUACUUGCCUGGCUUUUCCUGGCACUAUAGUGCCCUGAGGGUGCCCCCACCCUCAGGGUCCCCCUCCCGCCCGGCUCUGGAAAGGGGAAAGGGGUAAAAACUUACCUUUUUCCAGCACUGGGCGGGGAGCUCUCCUCUUCCGAUCCUCCUCUUCUCCUCCCCGUCGGCUGAAUGCGCACGCGCGGCAAGAGCUGCGCGCGCAUUCAGCCGGUCACAUAGGAAAGCAUUCAUAAUGCUUUCCUAGGGACGCUGGCGUGCUCUCACUGUGAAAAUCACAGUGAGAAGCACGCAAGCGCCUCUAGUGGCUGUCAAUGAGACAGCCGCUAGAGGAAAUAGGGGAAGGCUUAACCCAUUCAUAAACAUAGCAGUUUCUGUGAAACUGCUAUGUUUAUGAAAAAAUGGGUUAACCCUGGCUGGACCUGGCACCCAGACCACUUCAUUAAGCUGAAGUGGUCUGGGUGCCUAGAGUGGUCCUUUAAUCUGAGCAUCAAGGCUGCAUACUGAGUGAUGAAUGGAGUAUAGUGGGAGAGGUGCAACCAUUUCCCCCAGUGAAACUUUACACUUAUUGCUGAUAAACAAACACGUCUCCGAACUAGACAAAAUCACUAGCAUGUACUUUUAUUGAAAGAGUUAAUUUUCAAAUUAAUUGAUGGACAGCUUCCAUGGUUCUAGGUUAAAGACCAACUCACCCGUCAAGGCAGCAAAAAAGAUUCCCAGGCACUCAAAAUGUGAAAGCCGCAGGCAGAUUUAUUGCAACAAAAUAGACAGCAACGUUUCUACCUAACAAGAGGUCUUUUUCAACUCGCCCAUCAAACACAUUCAGGCCAUAUAAACUAAGAAAUUCGGUUGCCUCUUGAAUGUCAUGGAAAAACAGCAGCACAUUAUGUUCCCCACAGGGAAAGAAGUCGAUCUCUGGAUUCUGUCAAUGUAAAUUAACAUCUUUCCACUUUCCUCACUGUUAUUGCUGAGAGACAUGGUCUGGCACAUUAAAGUAUGUGUGCACCACCUUUAUAAAGCUCAUAUUGAGUUCCUACCUAUCAGCACCCAUCACAUUUUCCCUGCCCCUUUUUUCCUUUUCCUUUCUUGGUUAUGAAAAGACUUGCGGUGUGCACCUCCACGGGUGCAGAUCUUUGGUCUCGCUGCUUGCCACGCUGCCUCUCUCCCGCCUGCCGCCCCGAGCCUGUGCCUUCAUAGCUUUAUGGGAAAUUUGACUCCAGUUGCUGGAAACAGCAAGGCUUAAAUUUUAGAUUUUUGCAUAAGGUUUUUAAAUUAUUUAUUAAUUUUGGAUAAACUUUUCAAAUCAUUUAAUAGUUUUAAUUUUUUUUAAAAUAUAUUUUUAUAUUUUAUGUUGAUAUAUUUUGCCAUAUGUGAUUUUUAAAAAAAAAAAAAAUAUUUUAAUAUUUAGAAAAAAAUAUGUUUAAAGUUUAUCCAAAAAUAGUAUUUGAAAAGUUUAUGCAAAAUAUUAAAUUGAGGUCUAAGCUCGAUGUGUUUCUUCAUUAUUUAUUUGUGCUUGUUUUCAUGCUGUGCUUCAAUGGUCCGCCACUGAUAUCGACACUCAUGAACAGGACAGGGGCUCCUGAUAUUAUUGGCCAUGAUCAGUACACUAGAAUAGAAAAGGAUUGAGUCUUUUGGUAUCCUUGAAUGAGGUCACAGAGCCUCAUUACACCCAAAUAAAUAUCAGUUUGGAAAUGCCUUAUAAUAAAUAAGUUACCUUAACUUUAAACCAAAAAGCAUUGACACUGAAAAAUGGUUAAAAUGUAUGCAGGACCUCCAUUUUUAUGCUAUGGAUUAAGGAAAUAUAGAGGAUGUCUGAAAGUGUUCUUUUUUUUCCCCGCCACUCAUCUCAACUCCACACAUAAAGAUUUAAAUACAUAUCGUUAUCCCUCAGAAAAUGUUUUUGUAUGUCUAUAUACUCUUGUGUUUGUCUUGUUAUUGCGUUUGUUCCUUUCUGUAUAAAGAAAAAAACCCAAUAAAGAGAAUCUAAAAAAAGAAAAAAACGAAAAAAAAGUUAAACCAUCUUCACCUGUAUUUGAAGGCUUUUAAAGACGAGUUGCCAUUUUAUGUAUAAAAUGUUGUUUUUCAAAAAGAUAUUUAAGUAUUCAAAAAUAUUUUUAAUGUUCAAUAAUCUUCUCACUGUGCUUGUUUUAUAGAGGCAGGCUGAAUGUGCUGGCCAAUGUUAUACGUAAAGAUUUAGAACAGAUAUUUUGUCAAUUUGACCCCAAGCUGGAAGCCUCGGAUGAGGUAAUAUAUUCUGAAUUAUUUGCUGAUGGGACAUUCCAAUUAUGUAUUAGAUUAAUUACUGCACUUUAACUGUUCCAGGCUAGAGAUGGCCCAUUUUAAUGCAUUUUAAAGAUGAUGUGUUGCAAAACUGUAUGCAAAAACAAUAAAUUGAGAAUAAAAAAAAUCUGAAUUUAAAGUUCAAGAAUUUCAUCUAAAUCUCGAGGCUUUGCAACUUUGCAAUGACUGUAUUGAGUUCUAUACACACCAAGAAUUGAUUCAGACGAUCAUGUUCCCAUUUUUCUCCUACUUAUUUAUUGACAAGUGGAGUUUUUCUCUUGCUAAGAGCUGGGCUACACCUCCCAUAUCCUCAUAUGGUCUGUUAUCUAGAAUAACAUUUUAUUUAUUGCAUACAAAUUUCAAUUAUAUUGGAGCAUAACCCUUUAAACAUUGUGUGAUGUUGAGUAUAUUCCGUAUUUCACAUGGUGUGAAUAAAAAAAGUGUCUAGCACACACACAAAGCAAUAACAACUCAUAACAAGGUGAAUGAACCUCCCAAUAAGCAGACUGCGGACCAUAUUAAUGGUUAGAGUGUAUGGCUUUUCACACAUGAUGUUCUUUGGACCUGGAACAUUAUUGUAGUCUUCCUUGCUACCUAAACACAAAUAGCAUGGCUGUAAGAUAGAGGACACCUUUGUACAUUUUGAGCCUCCUUACAAUAUUUUUACAUUUUACAGAUUUCGAUAAAACAUUUAGAUAACUACUGGAAAUCCCAUUUUAUUUACUGGCGUCUGCCGGUUAAUAUAUUUAAAAGUUUUGGGUUUAAACAUUAUUUAUGAUGAUUGUCUAGCAUCGCAAUAUAGAAGCUUUCUUUUCUCUUGGAAAACAAAAUGGAGUAAUUUUAGCAAAUAAUUUACGGAGAGAAGUAUAUGCAUAUGAUGCAGCACACAUUUUUAAGGCAAACCUUUGUAAAGGUUACCCUAUUUCAUUCCAGGGAUCUGGAGACGUUAAAUACCACUUGGGAAUGUACCACGAACGCAUUAAUCGUACCACUAAUAAGAAAAUCACAUUGUCGCUGGUUGCCAAUCCUUCACACCUUGAGGCUGUUGAUCCUGUGGUUCAGGGGAAAACCAAAGCUGAACAGUUCUAUCGAGGGGAUAAUGAAGGGAAAAAAGUGAGUCAUUUGCUCAGUGAUUUCAUAGUGGUUAAAUAUUCGGCUAUUUAAUUUUGUUUUUAAUUAAAGCUAUCAUUUUAUCCACUAGGUUAUGUCCAUAUUGGUUCAUGGGGAUGCUGCAUUUGCUGGGCAAGGUGUUGUGUAUGAGACUUUCCACCUCAGUGACCUUCCCUCCUACACCACCAAUGGUACCAUCCAUGUUGUUGUGAAUAAUCAGGUAAAUAACAAAAAAAACAAAAACCAACAAGUAAAAAAUUGUUGUUCACUUUAAAUAGUGCAAUAAAUAUUUAAAUAUAGUAAUAUUUUACAAUAAUCAGUUAAAGCAAACAAAUAUUCACAUGUGCUCCAGUCUUAUAAAAACCAAAGUGGCACGAAGGAAAAACUACUUCUGAUUUAAUAAUUUCUUUAAAAAGAUGCCACCCCUCCCCCCCCAAAAAAAACAAGGUCUCCACAUAAUGUUAUUAUUGGAACUGCAAUACGCAUGUGUGUUCAGUCAUAGAUCUUUUUUCAGUGUACUAUUCGUUUUCUACAAUAGCAGAAAUAGUUAGAUUGUCCUCGAUCAAAGGACAAUAGCGGCGUCAUGGCAAGCUAUUAGGGUUCAGAGAAUAACACUAGGGCAAAAGUCGGGACACAACACAUGGACAGAUAUUCUCAGAGGAAAGUAGAAUAUAUACACAAAAGGCAAAGGAGCGCGUAGCCCUAUACAAAAAAGGUAGGAGAAUGUUUAAAAUUGACAACGAUGAACUAGAAAGGGAUAAGGGAAUACUGUUGGAGUCACAAAUGCUACUGUCAGGGGAUUAUUAGGUGGUACCUAGGAAUGACACAAAUCUCCUGGGUCAAAGCUGACCUCUAGAAACAAACUCUUUGGGUACAUUAUUAGAAGGAAACUCUUACUGGUACAACAGCCACUAGUUUCAUGGUCCAAAGAAGGCCCAAAGGCGCCAAGUUAAAUACUGAAAAGUAUCCACGGCUGAUACUAGCUGGUGACUGGUACUGUGACAUGAACAGCACAGGUCCAAGGGACAUUUGCAUGGAGCCGAAACAUUUAAGUCAAUAAACAAAGACAGGGACACAAAUAGGGGAAAGGGAAUAGUAAUAGAAAUGCAUAAUAAUAAAAUGCAUGAGGAGAUAUCUACAGACGAGAAGAGAUAUAGCCCUGGUAGUGGAGAAUAGAGUGCAACUGUCUUUGUCUGUGUUGACAAAGACAGGAAUAGGUACUAAAAAUUAGAAGGAACAAACAAAAUCAGAGUGAGAGGUAGAACAGAAAAUCAGAAACAAAAAAAGAGUACAAUGAAUAAAAAAGAAAAACUUGCAACUCUAUCUCACAUUACGGAAUGGUACUGUCUUCCAAUUUGCUUUUUUAAAGGAAUCUCUUGGAAGCCCUUUGUACAAAUAUGUGAUUACAUGUACCAUUUAGAAAUUUUCAUUCUUUGCUGAUUGCAAUGGUUGCAUGCAAUAUGCCCUGAUUAAUUUAAUAUUUUGGGUAAAUUCAAAUACUGCCAUAGUCUUCUUUGCAAAUCGUUUGCCUUGUGUAACUUUGAAUACAAUUCUAAUAUUGGAGUGUUUGCCUCCAGAUUGGUUUCACUACAGAUCCGCGGAUGGCUCGGUCUUCCCCAUACCCUACCGAUGUUGCUCGUGUUGUCAAUGCUCCUAUAUUCCAUGUGAACGCAGAUGAUCCUGAAGCUGUUAUGUAUGUUUGCAGUGUGGCAUCAGAGUGGAGGAACACCUUUAACAAGGAUGUAGUAGUGGAUUUGGUAAGUGUCUUGUAAUAGAACACUUGGCCUUGGAAUGACACUUAUGAAAAAGAGUAACUGUGAUACUAUACAUGCAUAAGGAAAUUUAGAAUUCUCCUAAAAUCAUAGAAUAUUCUACUAGCAACAAAAAAAUGCUCAAACUAUUGGGAAAUCAAAUGCGCUUUUUAGAUUGUUAGUUUUCUGCAUCUACAGUCAGUCUGUAUUAAUGUAUUGUAAGUGUGAAAAGUACUAAACUCAGUCCUUCCUCAUUCUAUUAUCCUGUACCCUUAAAUAACUUCUUUUUUUUUUUUAAAUUGGUAUGGUGGCCAUGUAACUUUUUUUUUCUUUCUCUCCAUAAAAUGUAUUAGUUGACUGUAAAAAACAAAAACAAAAAAACUUUAAUUAACCACAACUCACCUCAUACACAUUAACAGGCUUAUUUACUAACAGUAAAGUGAAUUUCAAAUCUAUGGCCAAAAUAGCCAAUUUGAAAACGUUAUGCAAGUCAGCUUUUCUUCGAAUUUGGCUACUUGAAGUGAAACUUUUUUAUUUUUAUUUUAUGUGGAAUUCUCACUUUAGUAAAUAGCAGAAAGUACAAAAGUAAGAACUCAAAGUCAACGUUAAAUAUCAGGCCAGGGUAGCCAAAGUGAAAGCACAGCUGGUUUGGAGAUUUUUCCAGAUCGGCUAUUUUGACCUUAAAGGUAAAAUUCACUUUGAAUUACCAGCCUUUGUAUGUAACCCUGCCUGCCUGUCUGUCUAUCGGUGUGUUGAUCUCGCCCCGUGUCAAAAAUUGUUGUUAUUGUGCAGACAUGAUGCCUAAUCCAAUCCAGGCCUUUGACUUGAUGAUAUAUUUCAGGUCUGUUACCGUCGCAGUGGACACAAUGAAAUGGACGAGCCAAUGUUCACACAGCCACUCAUGUACAAACAGAUACACAAGCAGGUUCCUGUUUUGAAGAAGUACGCCGACAAGCUGAUUGCCGAGGGAAUUGUUUCCCUUCAGGAGUUUGAGGUACUAUUCAGUUGUUUAGAGCUCCUCUACCAAAGAUGACUUACUGUAAUGAAUAUUCCUUGUCACUCUUACAACUCAUUAUUUUGUAGAAUUUGUUUAUUUUGCUAUUUUUCAGACACAUUUCAGUUCAAAGGAUAGGAACAGAAAGACAAUGCAAAAACACAAUGCAUUUGUUUAUACUGGCAUAAUUGUGAUUUACUUUAGUAGAAAAUGAUGAGGUGAAUGUGCUCCACACAAAACUCUCAAUAUAUAAAUUGACUUCUUAUUAUUUAUGUAUCUUUCUAUUAAUAAUACUGAUUCCCACCCUAGAUAUAUGCAGGGGUGUCUGGAGGGUACCACCCAAACCACCAGGUCUAAACGUUGCAUACCAUACCUCUCUAUUUAGGACAGACACACCAUAUUUUGUUCCCAAAUCCUUCUGUCCCUCUUUCCUCUCCUAAUGUCCCUCUUUUCUAGGAGCUCCAUAUGGUUGGUGUGUCUGAGUGUAUAACAGAGCUCCACAGCAAUAAUACUCCCAGUAAUGUGUCUGAGUGUAUAACAGAGCUCCACAGCAAUAAUACUCCCAGUAUUGUGUCUUUGAAUUCAGGGGUCAAGUCCUGGGGAAAAAGUGUGGGAACUCACCCAAGAUUCCCGCCUCCCCCUCUCUCUCCCCUCCCCCCUUAAAAAAAAAAAAAUUACACUCCUAUGCAUAUAGUGCAGUGCAGGGUGUGUAUAAUGAAUGUAGUGUGUUUGUAGUGAAUGCAGAGUAUGAAUAAUAAAUGUAGUGUGUUUGUAGUGAGUGCAGUGUGAAUAAUAAUUGUAGUGUAUGUGUAGUGAGUGUGAAUAAUAAUUGUAGUGUAUUUGUAGUGAGUGCAGAGUGUGUAUAAUGAAUGUAGUGUAUUUGUAGUGAGUGCAGUGUGUAUAAUGAAUGUAGUGUAUUUGUAGUGAGUGCAGUGUGUAUAAUAAAUGUAGUGUAUUUGUAGUGAGUGCAGUGUGUGUAGUGAAUGUAGUGUUUUUGUAGUGAGUGCAGAGUGUGUAUAAUGAAUGCAGAGUGUGUAUAAUGAAUUUAGUGUGUUUGUAGUGAGUGCAGAGUGUGUACAAUGAAUGCAGUGUAUGUAGUGUGUUUGUAGUGAAUGUAGAGUGUGUAUAGUGAAUGUAGUGUGUAUUUAGUGCAGAAUGUGCAUAAUGAAUGCAGAGUGUGUAUAGUGAAUGCAAAGGGUGUAUAGUGAAUGCAGAGGGUGUAUAGUGAAUGUAGUGUGUUUGUAGUGAGUGAAGAGUGUGUAUAAUGAAUGCAGUGUGUGUGUGUGCUGGAUUGUGUGUGUGUGUGUGUGCUGGAUGGUGUGCGCGUGCUGGAUGAUGUGGGUGUGUGUGUGCUGGAUGAUGGGUGUGUGUGUGCUGGAUGAUGGGUGUGUGUGUGCUGGAUGGUUUGUGUGUGAGUGCUGGAUGAUGUGUGUGAGUGUGCUGGAUGAUGGGUGUGUGUGUGCUGGAUGAUGGGUGUGUGUGUGUGCUGGAUGCUGGGUGUGUGAGUGCUGGAUGAUGGGUGUGUGAGUGCUGCAUGAUGGGUGUGUGUGUGCUGGAUGAUGUGUGUGUGUGUGUGGAGUGCUGGAUGAGUGUGUGUGUGUGAUGGCGUGCUGGAUGAUGUGUGUGUGUGCAGUGCUGGAUGAUGUGUGUGUGUGUGUGUGUGCUGGAUGAUGUGUGUGUGUGUGGCUGGAUGUGUGUGUGUGUGUGCUGGAUGAGUGUGUGUGUGUGUGUGCUGGAUGGUGGGUGUGUGUGAGGUGCUGGAUGAUGGGUGUGUGUGUGGCAGGUGCUGGACAGUGGGUGUGUGUGUGAGUGCUGGAUGAUGGGUGUUUGAGUGCUGGAUGAUGGGUGUGUGAGUGCUGGAUUGUGUGUGUGUGAGUGCUGGAUGAUGGGUGUGUUAGUGCUGGAUGAUGGGUGUGUGAGUGCUGGAUGAUGGGUGUGUGAGUGCUGGAUAAUGGGUGUGUGUGUGUGCUGGAUGAUGGGUGUGUGUGUGAGUGCUGGAUGAUGGGUGUGUGUGUGUGCUGGAUGAUGGGUGUGUGUGUGUGCUGGAUGAUGGGUGUGUGUGUGUGUGCUGGAUGAUGGGUGUGUGUGUGUGUGCUGGAUGAUGUGUGGGGGGGGGAAAGCAUUUUUUUACUUUAUGUAUAUUUUUUAUUUUAUCCUCCCCUCCCUGCUUCUUACCUUGUCAGGGAGGGGGGAGAUCGCCUGGUGGUCCGGUGGUAUGCUGGAGGGAGCCAGCCGCUGCACACAGGAGCCAUCACACGCUGUGUUCCCUCUCCAGCUCUAACUCUCGCGAGACUCGCCUGUGCGGAGCGUUUCCAUGGUAACAGCCGCGGGUCUCGCGAGAGUUAUAGCUGGAGAAGGAACACAGCGUGUGCUGGCCCCUCAGUGCAGGGAGCAGGGCCGGUCCUGCAGGACAGGUAACGGGAACGGCGUUCCUGCUUUGGAAAAAGUGCAGGAACGCCGUUCCCAUGCGUUCCUGCAGGACUCGAGCCCUGUUUGAAUUACAAUAAAUGUGUUUAGAAAUCAGUGUGUAAAUAAGAUACGUUGUUCUUGUUCUAAAUUACAUUAUAUGUAAUUAAUAGGUCUCGUAAAAUCCUUUGCCCCCGGCCACAACCCAAAUCAUACCCCUAAAAUUAAAGUGUCCCUCUUUGUCCAUUUAGUUGUGAGGCACUGUUACUAUUAGCCCUGGGUACCCAAGUAUUCCUGUCACAUUGUAAAUGGCAAGUGUCCCCUGCAUAUAUAAAAUACAUUGAUCUGCUAUAAGCAAUUCAGUACUUUUUACCUUUACACAGGUUUGCACACGUGUGUUUGUCUGUAUCUUUGUUACAUAGUUACAUAGUUACAUAGCUGAAAAGAGACUUGCGUCCAUCAAGUUCAGCCUUCCUCACAAAUGUUGUUGCUGUUGAUCCAAAAGAAGGCAAAAAACCUGGUCUGAAGCGCUUCCAAUUUUGCCACAAACCAGGAAAAAAUUCCUUCUUGACCCCAAAAUAGCAGUCAGAUGUCUCCUUGGAUCAAGCAGCUAUUACCCCACUAAUUAGAAAUAUCUCUGUAUGUUAUGUUUUUGUAAGUAUUUAUCCAAUUUCAGUUUAAACAUCUGUAUGGACUCUGACAAAACCACCUCUUCAGGCAGAGAAUUCCAUAUCCUUAUUGUUCUUACUGUAAAAAAACCUUUUCUUUGCCUUAGAUGAAAUCUCCUUUCUUCCAGCCUAAAUGUGUGACCUCGUGUCCUAUGUAUAUAGCCCUGUUUAUGAAUAGAUUUCCAGAUAAAGGUUUGUACUGGCCCCGAAUAUAUUUGUAUAAAGUUAUCAUAUCCCUCUCAGGCGCCGUUUUUCCAAACUAAACAGAUUUAAUUUUUUUUAACCUUUCUUCAUAACUAAAAUGCUCCAUUCCUUUUAUCAAUUUUGUAGCUCGUCUCUGGACCCUCUCCAGUGCCAUGAUAUCCUUCUUUAGAACAGGCGCCCAAAAUUGCACAGCAUAUUCAAGGUGUGGUCUUACCAGCGAUUUAUAAAGAGGCAGAAUUAUAUUUUCAUCCCGAGAAUUUAUGCCCCUAUUUAUACAUGACAAAAUCUUACUGGCCUUAGCAACUGCAGAUUGACAUUGCAUAUUGCUGCCUAAUUUGUUGUCUAUAACAAUUCCCAAAUCCUUCUCGUGUGUGGUUAUCCCUAAUUCACUACCAUUUAGUGUGUAAGUUGCUUGUGCAUUCUUAACCCCGAAGUGCAUAACUUUGCAUUUCUCUAUGUUAAAUUUCAUCUGCCAUUUUAGUGCCCAGUCCCCCAAUCUAUCCAAAUCUCUCUGCAGCAAAGCAAUAUCCUGCUCACAUUUUAUUACUUUACAAAGUUUUGUGUCAUCUGCAAACACUGAUAAAUGGCUUUCAAUGCCUAUUUCAAGAUCAUUUAUAAAUAUGUUAAAUAGAAGUGGUCCCAAAACAGAACCCUGAGGGACACCACUUACCACUUUUGUCCAGCCUGAAAAUUUACCAUUAAUUACAACUCGUUGUACUCUAUCCUUAAGCCAAUGUUCUACCCAAGAACAAGAAUAUUAAUCUAGACCAAUUUCUUUUAGUUUGAAGACUAACCUAUUGUGAGGAACCGUAUAAAAUGCCUUGGCAAAAUCCAAGUAGAUCACAUCCACUGCAACACCCUGAUCUAUACUUCUACUUACUUCUUUGUAGAAUGCAAUUAGGUUAGUUUGACAUGACCGAUGUUUCAUAAAACCAUGCCUAUUAUUGCUAAUAACAAAGUUCUUCCCAAUGAAUUCCUGAAUAUUAUCCCUUAAUAGCCCUUCAAAUAUUUUCCCAGUUACAGAAGUUAAGCUCACAGGUCUAUAAUUUCCAGGCAAGGAUUUUGAACCUUUUUUAAAUAUAGGAACAACAUCUGCCUUCCUCCAAUCCUCUGGUACAACACCUGAAACAAAAGAAACUUGAAAAAUUAAAUACAGAGGUUCACUUAUUUCCCCACUUAGCUCCUUAAGUACUCGUGGGUAAAUACCGUCAGGCCCCGGAGCUUUAUUUACAUUCAUUUUCUUUAAUAGCUGUAGAACCUUGUCUCGAGUUAUCCAAUCACAAGUUAUUUGCAAGUUUUUUGCAGCAAUCAUUUGCAUAUCUCUUGCCAUAGGAUCCUCAUUAAUAUAUACUGAAGAAAAAUAGUUAUUUAAAAUUUCUGCUUUUUCCAGGUCUUCAUUAGCUAAUAAACCCAACUCUGUUUCAAGUGUACCUACACUUUCAUUUUUUGUUUUUUUAGAAUUGAUGUACUUGAAAAAAAAUUUGGGGUUGGUUUUGCAUUCUUUAGCUAUCAAUUUCUCAUUUUCUAGUUUAGCCACUUUAAUUGCCUUUUUGCAAGCGUUAUUGGCUUCCUUAUAUCUUAAAUAGAAUGCCUUUGAUUUGUCUGAUUUAAAUGCUUUAAAUGCCCUUUUCUUAUUUUUAAUCUCUUGUUUUACUUCUCUACUAAGCCACAUUGGUUUUAAUUUGUUUCUUUUAUAUGUAUUACCCAACGGUACAUACUGAGAAAUGUACCUUUCUAAUAUUUGUUUGAAUAGUUUCCAUUUAUUCUCAGUGUUUUUAUCACUAAGGAGUUUAUGCCAGUCAAUAUGUUGUAGAGCUGCCCUAACCUUAUUGAAAUUGGCUUUUUUUAAAUUAUAUGUUUUAGUAUACCCCACUUGCUUUUGCUUUUUUGAGUUUAUUUCAAAAAUUACCAUAUUGUGAUCACUAUUUCCCAAAUGCUCCCCUACUUGAAUGUUGGUUAAAAGAUCAACAUUGUUUGUUAUAACGAGAUCCAGACAAGCAUCCUUUCUAGUUGUGCUUGUACCAGUUGUGACAAAGGUGUCAUUUAACACAUUCAAAAACCUGAUUCCCCUUGCUGAAGUACUAGUCCCUCUUUCCCAAUUUAUGUCUGGAUAAUUAAAAUCUCCAAUAGUUAACGUGUUACCCCGAUUUGCAGCUUUCUCAAUUUGCUCUAACAGCUGUUCUUCCUCAUUAAUAUUUACAUUAGGUGGUUUAUGACAUAUUCCAACCAAUAAUUGAUUUCCCUUUGUUUACCCCAAGCAGAUAUCUACCCAUAAAGCCUCCACCUUUUCCUGGUCACAUUCCACAUGCCUAAGAUUUGACUUUAACUCAUGGUUGACAUAUAAACAUACCCCACCACCCCUUUGUGUGUCUAUAAGUAACUGUGCGUGUGCAAAGAGGUGUGCAAGGGCUGUAGAUAUAAGGAGUGCUCAUUAUUUUUGGAUCCCUGGUGUUUUUUUUACCUAAGCCAUACCCCUGGAUAUGAGUUUCUAGAAUUUUUUUAUUUUUUUUUAGAUGGAUAGACAUAUUGAUUAUAAAAUAAGAGUGAUAGGGAGAAGUAAAAGGAAGAGAGAGAUUUCUGGAUUUUUGUAGGACUACACUCUGACGUCACAUUUUGCUGACGUCACAUUUUGCUACACACACAAAUAACUUGAUUAACAACUUUCCAUCAUGUGCUGACAAUAAGUGAGAUUAUUUCAGUGAAAGUGUGUCAGUCAUUUUUGGUUUUAUGAAUCACAAUAGCCAUAAUUGUUUAUUGCAUGUAUUAUGGUUGCUAUUAUUUUUAUAUAUACAUAUAUAUAUAUAUAUGUGCAUGAUCUGCCGACCUGAUGUAAUGAUUUCUGAGGUUUCCGAGAAUAGUACUUAAGCUGUUCUAUUUAUACAGCUGAUCGCUAAAUUACAACUCCCAGAAACCCUUGCUGCAUUCAUAUGAGCAUCAUAACUGGACGAGUCGCUUUCUGGUAUGUGCAACACUCGCUGCAAAAGAUGUAGAUUUGCUGCAGAUGCAGGAUCUUCAGAUGUGAAUAUUUUUUUUACAAAUAUAUAAGUUGCUGUUUUUCAUAUAUUUAAUGCAUUACAAGACAUGAAAAACACUGUGCCAGCUACAACCCUGUGUGUCCCUUUAAUUAUGUCUAUCGCAUCCCUAUUGUUAAAAGUAUUUCUGUUUAUUUAAUGUAGCUCACCUCCAUCUCUCUGCUUCAAGGUCUGCUUAUCACAUCUACAUGUACGUAUCCAGUUCAGUUCCCUCUCUCUGCCUGAAGGGUAUCUCACAGCUAGGUUUUUUUUAGAUCAGCUUGUCAAAGUUUCUGUGACAAGGCACUUUGUGAUUUGGUCACAACCUCAUUUAAAAAAAACAAAAAACCUGAUUGCUUAUAUCUUUAUUUUUUUUAAUUUUUUUAAGAUAUUCUGCACCAUAGCCUUCUUCUUGCCUUUUUACUGCUGUUGAUAUUAAAUAUAUAUCCCAAAAAAUCUGGGGAACCAAUUAAACCUAUAUCAGAAUGAAAUACAAAAUUGUAUUGUGAAAACUCAGAAGAUGGAAAUUGUAGACCCUCUCUCCACUUCCCAGGAAAAGCAGUGGAACACAACAAGGUUCAAAGGAACUUCAGCAGGGUGGAUAGUAGAAGAUCUUCUUUAUUAUAAAAUAAAUAUGGAAGGAGCUUAACCACAGAGCUGAAUGGUCACCAUUCACCACUGCUCUUUAAAAACUUGACGGCCUAUCCGUGGAAAAUCGGAGGUGCAGGGGGCCUGUGAAAUUGAGAGUCAUGGCAACCGGACACAGAGGGCUACCCACCAAUGCCAUUCCUGUACUUACAAACUGGCAAAAAAAAACACUGCAAAUCCGGGGGCUACCUCGCAUUCCCUCCCCUUCCGCACUUACAAGCGGCGUUUUCUCCGGGUCUUAAAGACUGAGCUCGACAGCCGGUGGACCCACAGCGGCCCCCUGACACCAACAUGGGGAGAUGCACACAGAAGCCACAGGCUGGUACACCCAGGUAUUUCUGAGAUAUAGGGGCCCUGCUGCAACGCACCGCAAGCCACAAGAUGGCAGCCGAACAGGAUCCUGAGACUGACUCCACAUGCUCGGAGCAGCAGUCAGAGGGACACAGAGCAGAGCAGCGAUCUGAGUCACACAGCAGCCAGCAAGCAGAAGGCCACAAAAAGGAUAUCAGACAAUUACUGCAGGAAAUGAAGCAGAUGUUUGAUGCUGACAUAAACCUGGUAAGAACAGAAGCGCAAGCAGUGACGGCACAGGUGCAGGCCUCUGAAGAGGACAUUUUAGAUCUCAGACAAGAAGUGAAAGGCAUGGGGGAAACCCUGCGACACUUACAGACUGCAAACAGUCUUUCAAAACACACUAGAUGCCAUGGAAGACCACAGUAGGCGCACAAACCUCAAAAUUCGGGGAAUCCCAGACACAAUUGAGCCAACCGAAUUGCCACAGUUCCUAGGACAGCACACAGCAGUACUCCUGCCACACAUCCAGGCUAAGAAGCUUGAGUUCAGUGGCCACUUCCACAUAAUCAAGGCCAAACAGGCACCCGCAAUGGCACCAAGAGACGUCCUAGUCCACUGCCCUCCACGUCCGACAAACGUCGCAUUCUGUGAGCUGUAAGGGGCAAAACACCAUUAAACCUUGAAUCAUUACAACUCACCUUUUUCCAAGAUAUCACCCUGAAUAUUCUACUCUGGAGAAAGUCCUUGGGAGAAGUGACUGCACGGCUACAGAGAUAGAAGGUGGAUUACAGAUGGCUUCUAUCAAGAACCUUGAGAGUUAUCCAAGGAGACGACGUCCUGAAAUGCUGCACUGUGUCAGAGGCCCUGGCCUUCCUCCAAAAAUUGGGACUAUCACUGAGCACCCCAACACCGGAGAUACCAUUAACCUCCCAUGAUUGAGACCCAGAAAGAACUGUUCCAUUCAUCCCCAGGAGUAAUAGGAGGCAGGAGGCAGUGACCUGAACAUGCCACAUAAGCAUACUAUCUGUUUCCAUGUUCUUAUGCUUUCCUCUCUAAGCUAACCCUGCUGUUCUCUUUACUCCAAGUUUGGCUACUGUUUCCCCUUAACUCACUAUUAAGUGCUAAGACCCCUUAAACGGGCCGUGAUGAAACCCCCACAUGACCCCCUUAGGUUAGGGGUCGACACUUCAGAACUCACCAUUCCACACACUGCAUGCCUGUUACACAACCUCUGCUUAUGCUCUAGCCCUGGGCCUCAAUAGUGACAUGAAAACCAUCUUCUAGCGGGACGACCGACAAAGCCUACCUACCGCUCUAAGCCCCCCCAUUCACCAGAGGGGUGGGACACCCAACAACCCGCAGGAACACAAAACCAAACACACACUUGCCUUACUCAUUAUAACCCUGAUCCACCCAUGGACACCCAUAGCACAGGCAGACUCGCCUUGCUUGAAAAAGAAAAAAGUGCAUACACACUCCCAUUGUUUUAUCCCUGACUGUAAUAUUACAAGCAUUCAACCUAGCAGCUGGACAAUAAUACCAUGCUUGCUACCUAUUACUUAUCUCUACCCUUCAUUACCAUGUUCAAUGUGUAAACAAGCCAUGACCUAAGCAACUGUAAAUGCCUUUGAUUGUCCAGGUAACGCUGUUGUAGCACCCCACGUUUUCAUGUUCUAACCUAACUGCACUGAAAAACAAAGAAUUUAAAAAAGAAAAGAAAAAGAAACCGGUCCUACGCGUUUCUUCCUUUGCAAGGGACUUCCUCAGAGACCGAACAAAUUUUAUAAACAAUAAAAUUAUAAAAACAGCAGCAUUACCCCACCAAGUCCCACUUUAACCCCUUAAGGACACAUGACGUGUGACAUGUCAUGAUUCCCUUUUUAUUCCAGAAGUUUGGUCCUUAAGUUUGGUCCCACUUCCUCUGCUCCAUUGGUCCUCAAUGUGGUGUGCAUAUCCUUGCUUGAUUCCAAUCACCUGAAUAAUCCUCCAUCUCGGCUGAAUAUCAUCCUUCUCUCUUAUUUCGUUAAUUCGUGCUCAUUUCUGGUUACACAUCGAAAGCUGGAAGUAAUGUAUGUGUUCCACCUUGGCUCUUCAUCGCUCGUACAAGCACAACGUUUGCGUUCCAGCGCUGCAAUGUGCUUGUGGUCUCUAAAAUGAUCGUGAUCUAACUGAAGCUUGAAAAUCUCUAAAAAAUAGAAAUGAACAGACGGCAGAAACCUGACAAGUAUAGGAACCCUAAUAAAAACACAUUAUGGGAAUGCAUAUGAACCAACAUAAAUGCUGUUUUAUCACUUCCGUACAUCUCGAUCAACCAAAUAUUAACAUUUCCAUAGGAAAAGAUCAUGAAAGAUGACUAUAAAAAAUAUAUUAUAAAUAUAAAGAAAAGUUGUUAACAUGUUUGUGCAUGUUUUCUUCUGCAGGAAGAAAUUGCCCAGUAUGAUAAAAUCUGUGAAGAAGCCUAUACUGAAUCGAAAGAUAAAAAAAUUCUCAAUAUAAAGCACUGGCUGGAUUCCCCAUGGCCAGGUUAGACCAAACACAUGCAUCAAUUCAAUUACUUUGUUAAAGUAUGAAAGAGAAAGCGAAUGUCUAUUUCUUUUAUUUUUGCUUUAAUUUUCCCUCUCCAGGUUUUUUCACUUUGGAUGGGGAACCCAAAAGUAUGACCUGCCCCCCAACUGGGAUUCCUGAAGAUAUGCUUUGUCACAUUGGCACUGUAGCCAGUACAGUACCUGUUAGUGAUUUUAAAAUUCAUGGAGGUGAGCAGAUUCUUACAAAUUAUUGCUUGCAAAAUGAUAUUUGAGUAUUUUUAUCACUCUAUAUAAAAGGAACACUCCAGACACCAAAACAAUUUUAUCUAAAUUACGUUGUUAUAGUGCCAGGAGAUCUCCAUGUGCAGUCUUACCUUCAGUGGUUAAACAGUUUUCAUACGGUUUAACCCUGAAUCGGUCUCCAGUGGCUAUACCACCAUAGGUUGAUGGUAGCAGACACCAAAUAUCCACAAAAUGGACAUUAGCUAGCCAGGAACACACAUUCUGGGUUGGCUAAUGAUGCCGCUGUAGAUGGAAUUACUGAAAUCAUGCAUGCACAGACAGUGGCGUACACACAAUCCACGGGGCCCCGGUGCAAAACUAAACCAUGGGUCCCCCUUCUGGAGUGACUUCUUCCAAGCUGUGAUGUCAUCACAGAGGGCCCGGUUGCACUGUUGAAGCGCCGCAGCGCUGACCAGGCCCCCUCGAAAUCCAUACCCAUCGGGUACCCAUCGGGUGGCCCUAACAGCAUGUGCGGCCGGCUGGGGCCGCGAAACAUUGCGACUGGUACCUGGUUGCAGGGGUCCGCAGGGCGGCCAGUCCCCCUGGAGUGACGGGCCCGGUCUGUGCUGUGACCCUUAUAUGUACGCCACUGCGUACAGACUACAAGUUCCAUGACCCCUUUAACUCAUUUAACUACAUAUAAAAAUGUAACUAAAAACUACAAAAUUGGUAACAGUUUGGCUCGCACAACAUACAUAGAUGAAAUGUUUUUGGUGAUUUCAUGUCAAUUAUUUUGUGCAUCGGUUGCACUUUAAGAUAUACGGGUUUUGUUUUUUGUCACUUCUAUUGCAAUAGUUUAUUUUACCGGAAAGCCUGUUAUAUUCACUUAAAAUGAACUACAUAGGAAGUUCAGUAUGCUCUCAGGCUUUUAAGUAAAGAUCCUUAGAUUUAUUUAUUUUCACAUGUUUAAUUAAUGGAAAUGUUUCACUUUCACAUUAGAAAACCACUGUGGCAUGCAAACCUUUAAACAGCUGUGGCCUUUUGCUAGUGGUGAAAUUUAAUUUUAAUAUCAAAGCAUUUUGGUGAAGAUUAAACAAAAAAACAAGUGGUUGUGAUUUAUAAUUGAAUCUCACAAUCAAAUAAAAAAUUCAGUCCCCUUUGGCUCUUCCAUAUUAAAGGCUAUUAAGCAAACAUUUGAUUUUAAACAAUAAUAGCUGAACUUAUCUUCAAAAAAAAUUUCAAUACAUUUUGAGGUAGUCAAUGUUUCGCUUAAUUAAAUCAGUUAAUGCUUAUUCUCUAAUAAAUGGGAAUACAGUAUAAAUUUGUUCUAUUAGUUAAUAACAUCCUAUACAUAUUAAAAUGUAAUAUACUUUUUACUUUAUUAAUGUAACUUAUGUUUGUUUUGCUUCUUAAACGUAACCUUCUCCCUCACCAUGCCAACAAUGUUUACUUUUUUGGUCCAAAAAUAUUGAUGUGAGGGCUCUGGGAGUUGUAGUUCAGAUGUUGACUCCAUACUGUAUAAAUCCAACUGCUGAACUACAUAUCCCAUUGCUGCACACAUAAAGCACUGCUAGUAGUGUAGCCCAGAAGAACUAUAGAAAUUAAAGUGUCCACAAGCCAUAUUUUGGUUUGAGGGGAGCUCACUGCAGAAGCUGCAAAGACUGCUGUUUGCAGAAAAUGCAUGAACUUCGAAUGCGCAUAUCCUUUUUUUUUUGUUCUCGUCAAAAGCACUGUGAUAAUAAUGGCAAGUCAAUUGUGAAAUAUAUAUCAUUCUACAUACUGGGCCACGUUUGUUAUUGUACUAAACCAGUUUGUUCCGUUGUAGGUCUUUCUAGGAUUUUAAAAAGCAGGAUGGAAAUGACAAAGAACCGCAUUGUCGACUGGGCAUUGGCUGAGUAUAUGGCAUUUGGCUCUCUACUAAAGGAGGGAAUUCAUGUCCGGUUAAGUGGGCAGGAUGUGGAACGGGGGACUUUUAGGUAAGCUUUUAUGUUAAGUUUGUUUCUUUCAGUUCAGUUUGCUUUGCUUGUUACAUUUUGCUGUACAGAAUACUUUUUCUUUUUGGGGUAUUACAUUUCCUUUUUGGGAUAUCAAUACAAAAAGUAGAAAGUUUGUUUUACAAACUGGUCAGAUCAUUCAUUGAGAAGCGAAAGAAAGAUUCAGCUCAUGCAAUAUAUUGAGUUUCACAUUUUUCAGGAAGCUAAGUAAUGUAACAACUACAGUUCACAGUUGUGGGUACAUUGACUAGAGGGCCAUGUUGCUGUUUAGCAACAGUUUGGUGUAAGUUGGGGCUCUACUUGAUACCCAGUUACUGCCCCAUCUCAGGUGACUUGAAUAUUAACACAUCCGUAUUAUCAAGGUCAAUUUUGUCCAAUCUGGAUAACAUAUAUUAACACAAAGAAACUAGUCCUGCGCUCAAACUCCCAUUAGAGAUAUUUUUGCCAGAAGCUCAAGGAAGUAAGGUGAAUGGUUAGAGUUAGGACCCACCUAAGAGGUCUGCCUUGACGUGGCAGGUGGGCAGACCCUCUCAUGGCCAUUGGAGGUAACUAAAAACCUCAAUUUGUUUAAAAGUACAUAGGGAUGUGGAAAGAGCACAGGUAACUUUUUUUUUUUUUUCUUUGGACAACAUAUAUUGACUGCAGUGGUGGAAGCAGGUUAACACUGUGCUCUCAGCCAAUCAAUGUCUUCCAAAUUGGAAUGAAAAUGUAAUAGAAAAUGCAGAAGUGUUAAUUCUGCAUUAUUAAUGCAGCUUAUAUUGGGGGCAGUCACAGGUCUAUGAGGAGAGUCUAGGUUACAUAUAAUUUUUUUAUACUUGAAUCCAAGGGAUGGCUAAGCACUAAGUUUAUGCAUCCUGAUAUAAAUGGGUUCUAGCCUAAAUUUAACAUGGGAAAUAAAUGCGAUAGCUGCAUUGCUCAAACUAGUUUUAAAAACUUCCAAGAGACACUUCCACAGUGUAUAUAUUUGUGAGGACACCUGUGUGGGUGAUUUGUGUAAGGUGGGGUACUUCAUUUUGCCAUGGCAAAAAAACUGCUCCACAAUAUGAUUUUGGAUCAUCUGUAAUAAUGAGAAGAGUAUCUACAUUCAUGUUAAUAGGUGCACACUUAUUACAAUAAACCGAUUAGGGCAUGAACUGGCAUUCCAGAUUGGCAUCAGUGUUCGCAGAUUCUCUUAUCAAUGUUCUAAAUUACAAAUCAAUUUUCGUUUGUGUCUGUGAAAUGUCAGAGUGGGAGAACUCUGCUUUUAAUUUACUUAACCCUGUACCAUUCCACCUGCCCUUAAUUAUGCUAUUAAUCGGAACGUAUUAAAGGCAGCAAUUUGUCCCUGACAUACAUUAACGUGUGGGAGGAUGCGCAGAGUCUAUUGCUUUUAUUCUGUUAGACACUAGUAGCUAUGUAGUCAGUAUUACACAUAAUAGGUAUUAUCAGUGUAAUAGUUAAUUUAGCCUCAGUGCUUACAGAGUCGAACAUAUUGGUGUGAUUCAGUCAGUUAGCCUCACACAUUACUCAGGGAGUUAAUGGAUUACAGUAAUUGCCUCAAGUCAUCUCUGUUUUCAUAAUGUGCCUCAGUGUCCCAUUCUAAUGCUGAUUAAUGAAACCUCAGUGCACUGUAGGAGGAGGGGUGGACCCUCAGCACUUCUGAUGUACUCGGCGUGUGUAAUGAGUGUGUCCGCUCAAAAAGGCAAAGUGCAAUAUUGUUAAGGUAUUGGGUUGUUGGUUAAUGGAUAAAAACAUACUUUACUAAUUGUUCUUCUGCAAUUACAAAUGUUUUUGUUUUGAUUGAACAAUUGCUUGAUUAACGUCACUGGAAUUUUUUUUUGUUUUGAUAAUUAUUUUGUUUGUGCAGCUAAUAAAGUUGGUGCAUCAAUUAUUGAGUGUUAUGUUAUUUUUUUUGGUUAUAUUUUUUUAUUUUGUCUUUGUGGAUUUUUUUCAAAGCAUUCAGAUAUUUUGUGAUAAAAAGAAAUAUGUGGUUAUAAGGCCCAAAAUUACAAUCUAAUAUGUUCUGUUUAUUUAUGACAUCAUUCGAUAAUUCAAAAUUGCUAUUGUUGAAAAAUCAGCAAUGAUCCAUCCUGGCGGUCCCAGUGAGGCAACUAGGACAGCGCCCCUUUCUUCUGCCGUAGGUGGGAUUUCCAUUAUUCAAUUCUUAAAGUCUUAUCCUGUGAAUGAACAGAUUGACAGACAGCUGUUUGUAUUGACACUGUAUAUAUUUGUAUGGGGCUAUCAAGGGUUAAUAAUGAAAGCAUCAGGCAGCUAAGCCACCCAUCACAUCCUCCAUCUGUCACCUGGACUGUUGGAUGGGGGUACGUAGCUUAGUGAGUGGGAUCUUGCUAUUGGUGCCGUACUGCAAAUCAAAAGGCAAUCUUUACUGAAUACCCUUUUUAAUAUGUCAAUCCAAAAGCAAUAUUUAGCGAAUAAAUACUUUUUAAGAUGCCAGUUUGUUUCAAACCUUUUUUUAUUUUUUUUAUUUAAUUGGUUGCAAGGUAGAAAUACAUAAGCAACAUCUGGACAUUGUUCAUACAGUUUAACCCCUUAAGGACCAAACUUCUGGAAUAAAAGGGAAUCAUGACAUGUCAGACAUGUCAUGUGUCCUUAAGGGGUUACGCAAGCUCUGAAUGAGCCUGAACGAUGUCUGGAUUUUAGCUGGAUCAAAAGCAGACAGACUGCUGAAAUCCAGAUCAGGAAGGUUAAAAUGUCAUCUCUGAUGCUUAAAAUCAGGGGCCUGGGUUUUAAAAAUGUGAACAAUUUGCCUGGAGGCAGUGCAAGGGUUAAGUUCUGUGGUGGCGGGCAAGAGCUUGCUAGCCAGCACCACAUUAAAUAUUAAUAUAAAUAUAUAUAUAUAUAUAUAUAUAUAAGCCUAUGGGGCCAAUAUGUCUACAAGACCGUAAGCAGCCAGCAGCUGUUUUCUAUUAUUAAAGCAUAAAAAUGCACUGUAAAAUACCUGUCAAUGGUCACCCCAUGCCUGCCCAUGGGCAUCUGAUGCGGACUUGAAAUUUAAUAAUGGGGAUGGACAGGUUACUGUUCACCCACCUACUCCCAGACAUGGCCAGUGAAUGGAAGCUCAGUAAAGAAAGAGGGGAAAAAAACAUUUAGUAAGUGAGCACAGGUGUGGCCUUUUCUCUAAUAACUGUGGAAUAUCUCACUCACCAUCCAUGAACGGCUGGUAGGGGCUUUAACCAGUGCAAUAUUGUUAAGGUAUUGGGUUGUUAAGGUACAAAGCUGUUUUCCUCUGCCUCACCCAUGGAUGACAAGUAGUUACGAAUUGUAAAGAAGGGGAGGACAUGCCAACCCCUACCUCUCACUCAGGGCCGCCACCAGAAAUUUUGGGGCCUCUAACUCAUCUCAGGGUCUGGGCCCCCUGGGGCCCGCCUCCAAAUACAGCCCACAGGGUCCGCCUGCAAAUACCGCCCACAGGAAUACACACACUGAUACAAAAGUACACAGAUACAUACUAACAGACACACAUACUGAAACAGACACGCAUACAGGCAUACAUACAGACACACAGGCAUGCAUAGUGACAGACAGACACAUACAUACACACAUACAGACAUACAUACAUACAGACACUGACAUCCAUACACACAUACAUUCAUAAUGACAUACAUUCAGACUGACAUACAUGCAUAUAUACAGACAUACUGACAAACUUGCAUACAGACAUCCAUACACACAUACACACAGACAUACGUUCAUAAUGAUAUGCAGACAUACAUUGAUACUGACCUACAUAUAUACAUACAUAAUGACAUACAUUGAUACUGGUAUACAUACAUAUAUACAGACAUACAUUCAUUUAUACAGACAUACAUUGAUACUGGCAUACAUACAUACAUACAGACAUAUAUACAUACAGACAGACAUACAGACACAUAUACAUACAUACUGACUGACAUAUAUACAUACAGACAUACUGACAGACACUGAUACAUGCAGACAUACAGACAUACAUUCAUAAUAACAUACAUACAUAGAUACACAGACAUACAUACAUAGACAUACAGACAUACAUACAGACAGACACAGACAUACACACACACAGCUCAUUUUCCAGCCACCCUCCUGUCUCUUACCUUUUCGUUGCAGGAGGGUGGCUGGGGCCGAUUGGAGUAGUAGGAUGGCUCUCCCUCUUCACUGCUGCGCGCUCCUCCCGUGCGGAGUGAACUGGGAGGAAGUGACCACUUCCUCCCAGCAGCACUUGCUACGGCUGCUUUUUUUUUUUUUUUAUAACACGGCCACAGUGCUGACUGGGUCCCUGAAGUAGUGGGCCACCCGAUGGGCCCCAUCAGCGAGCGGGCCCCGGUGCAAGUGCACCGGCGGCAGUUCCGCCGCUACACGUGGUGCCCGGGCGGCCGGACCCCCCAGGGCCGCCGGACCCGUAACAACCCCCUGAUGACGGCCCUGCUCUCACUCAUAGGCUUCAGAUAGGCAUAUUAAAACAAAGGGAGGAUGGGCACAUUAUUUUCCAUCCCUCCCACCCAUAAGCUUUGGAUGGAAGGUGAGAUUAAUGAUAGAAGAUGAAGGCGUGACAUGUCAUUGUCCACCACCCAAUAGGAUUUGGCCAAAGAAAUGCUCCCCUCCCCUGGUGGCUAGAUGGAUCCCAAGCACCUUGCCAUGUAGCAAUAAAAAUAUCCCUACCUGAAGGGCAAAGUCUGACCUCAAGCUAAGAUGCUUAAAAUGUGAGCUACAUCUCCUGCGGACACUACUAAUGCCUACAACAGUUGCAGCAGAGUAAAACACAGAGGGGAACUUACCCCAGAUCACCCUUCAGUUACUUCACCAUUGGCGAGUAAAGAAAAUGCAAGGAAUCCACUUCAUCGGUGGCCUCACUGUUUCGCCCUCAGAGGGAUGACUAUUUUAGGGCCCAGUAGAAUCCAACUUGGAGUCUGCAGCUAUUCGAUAGCCCACAAAUUUCCUACCAGUUACAAAACUUGAUCUCCAACUCAUGCUACAAGACACCACUAAAGAUAUCAAAAGUUACCUAGGAUCCAAGUUAAAUCGCCAGCUUACUGGAAUAUGAUCACAACUCAAGGAUCUGGCCACGAGGACACAUCAGAUGGAGGUUAAGAUGGAUGAAAUGAUUGAAGUGGUCAACUAUCACAACCAACAACUUACCUUGAUAAAAUCCUCACACUAGAGGACAGGUUUGAAUACUUACACAAUUGGCCACACAGGAAAAAUAUCUGGAUUAGUGGACUGCAGAAAACUACUACACUAAAACUCUACCUCCCACAGUAAGGAAAAUGAUUUUGUCUCUCCUCACAGAGGCCUCCUCACAGGAGUUAUACAUUGAACGAGCACACAGGGCACUGCACUCGCUCUUAACACCACGGCUCCUUGAGAUGUAAUUGUUAUUCCAUUAAGGAAAAGCUAAUGGCAUAUCUCCCCUCCAAUGUUUGGGAGUGUGACCAUGGUUUUUUUUAUCAGUACUUAUCACCGAUCACACUUCUAAAGCAAAGGGAACUCCACCCUGUUACAAUGGCUAUCACCCAACAAGGCAUUCAGAUUGUUAGUUUACAAAGACAAAAAGCUACACAUACUCUGAUAUCAAACAGACCGAAAGCCUUUGUAUCCACCUUACUAUGCAACCAAAUCCAAACCUUCCUCGACUAGGAUUAGGAACAGGCUGCAUCUUAGGAGAAAGCUGCCAUCAACCAAAUCUUGAAAUUCACCCAGUGACACUCCCUGAACAUUUGCACAACAACCAUGGUGGAUUCUCUCUAAGUGAAGAAUGAGGAUAAGUCUCCUCAGAUCAUAUGCAGGCAUCAGAGGUGAUUAGGGUGGUCUUGGGGCUGCAGGGAUGGAUUGACCAGCGAUACCCAUAGACAUUCAGCCCAUCAAGGAGUAGAGCAUGGUGAAAGUACCACAUUUUCUCUUUUGUUAUUCCUAAUAAUCUGUGGUUGAUGGGGUUCCUAAAAUAUGGAGGCAGUGGUUUUUCUCUCCUUUUAUGGCCCCUCUCCCUUUUCUCUUUGCCCUCUCACUUUCCCUGUCCCUUUGCACCUGGAUAUCAACAUAAGGAUUGCAUGAAUAUCUAAAAGUUGACAAAGGUUUACAGUCUAUACAAAUGACAAAUUCUGUGAGACAACUUGGCACGAUAGACAUAUGAUACAUCAUAUAUGUGCAUUACCAUUAUGGCAUACCAGUGCAUAAUUAUGACAAUGUUAUUAUUACAUUUUAAAGCGAUAUUUAUAUGCAGGUGGUGCAGUGUAUGCAAUCACCAAGGUAGUAGAGGUUACAUAGUUACAUAGCUGAAAAGAGACUUGCGUCCAUCAAGUUCAGCCUUCCUCACAAAUGUUGUUGCUUUUGAUCCAAAAGAAGGCAAAAAACCUGGUCUGAAGCGCUUCCAAUUUUGCCACAAACUAGGAAAAAAUUCCUUCUUGACCCCAAAAUAGCAGUCAGAUGUCUCCUUGGAUCAAGCAGCUAUUACCCCACUAAUUAGAAAUUAUAUCCCUGUAUGUUAUGUUUUUGUAAAUAUUUAUCCAAUUUCAGUUUAAACAUCUGUAUGGACUCUGACAAAACCACCUCUUCAGGCAGAGAAUUCCAUAUCCUUAUUGUUCUUACCAUAAAAAAACCUUUUCUUUGCCUUAGAUGAAAUCUCCUUUCUUCCAGCCUAAAUGUGUGACCUCGUGUCCUAUGUAUAGCCCUGUUUAUGAAUAGAUCUUCCAGAUAAAGGUUUGUACUGGCCCCGAAUAUAUUUGUAUAAAGUUAUCAUAUCCCCUCUCAGGCGCCGUUUUUCCAAAUUAAACAGAUUUAAUUUUUUUAACCUUCAUAACUAAAAUGCUCCAUUCCUUUUAUCAAUUUUGUAGCUCGUCUCUGGACCCUCUCCAGUGCCAUGAUAUCCUUCUUUAGAACAGGCGCCCAAAAUUGCACAGCAUAUUCAGGGUGUGGUCUUACCAGCGAUUUAUAAAGAGGCAGAAUUAUAUUUUCAUCCCGAGAAUUUAUGCCCCUAUUUAUACAUGACAAAAUCUUACUGGCCUUAGCAACUGCAGAUUGACAUUGCAUAUUGCUGCCUAAUUUGUUGUCUAUAACAAUUCCCAAAUCCUUCUCGUGUGUGAUUAUCCCUAAUUCACUACCAUUUAGUGUGUAAGUUGCUUGUGCAUUCUUAACCCCGAAGUGCAUAACUUUGCAUUUCUCUAUGUUAAAUUUCAUCUGCCAUUUUAGUGCCCAGUCCCCAAUCUAUCCAAAUCUCUCUGCAGCAAAGCAAUAUCCUGCUCACAUUUUAUUACUUUACAAAGUUUUGUGUCAUCUGCAAACACUGAUAAAUGGCUUUCAAUGCCUAUUUCAAGAUCAUUUAUAAAUAUGUUAAAUAGAAGUGGUCCCAAAACCGAACCCUGAGGGACACCACUUACCACUUUUGUCCAGCCUGAAAAUUUACCAUUAAUUACAACUUGUUGUACUCUAUCCUUAAGCCAAUGUUCUACCCAAGAACAAGAAUAUUCAUCUAGACCAAUUUCUUUUAGUUUGAAGACUAACCUAUUGUGAGGAACCGUAUCAAAUGCCUUGGCAAAAUCCAAGUAGAUCACAUCCACUACAACACCCUGAUCUAUACUUCUACUUCUUCGUAGAAUGCAAUUAGGUUAGUUUGACAUGACCGAUGUUUCAUAAAACCAUGCUGAUUAUUGCUAAUAACAAAGUUCUUCCCAAUGAAUUCCUGAAUAUUAUCCCUUAAUAGCCCUUCAAAUAUUUUCCCAGUUACAGAAGUUAAGCUCACAGGUCUAUAAUUUCCAGGCAAGGAUUUUGAACCCUUUUUAAAUAUAGGAACAUCUGCCUUCCUCCAAUCCUCCGGUACAACACCUGAAACAAAAGAAUCUUGAAAAAUUAAAUACAGAGGUUCACUUAUUUUCCCACUUAGUUCCUUAAGUACUCGUGGGUGAAUACCAUCAGGCCCCAGAGCUUUAUUUACAUUAAUUUUCUUUAAUAGCUGUAGCACCUUGUCUCGAGUUAUCCAAUCACAAGUUAUUUGCAAGUUUUUUGCAGCAAUCAUUUGCAUAUCUCUUGCCAUAGGAUCCUCAUUAAUAUAUACUGAAGAAAAAUAGUUAUUUAAAAUUUCUGCUUUUUCCUGGUCUUCAUUAGCUAAUAAACCCAACUCUGUUUCAAGUGUACCUACACUUUCAUUUUUUUGUUUUUUUAGAAUUGAUGUACUUGAAAAGAAUUUGGGGGUUGGUUUUGCAUUCUUUAGCCAUCACUUUCUCAUUUUAUAGUUUAGCUACUUUAAUUGCCUUUUUGCAAACAUUAUUGGCUUCCUUAUAUCUUAAAUAGGAUGCCUUUGAUUUGUCUGAUUUAAAUGCUUUAAAUGCACUUUUCUUAUUUUUAAUCUCUUGUUUUACUUCUCUAAUAAGCCACAUUGGUUUUAAUUUGUUUCUUUUAUAUUUAUUGCCCAGUGGUACAUACUGAGAAAUGUACCUUUCUAAUAUUUGUUUGAAUAGUUUCCAUUUAUUCUCAGUGUUUUUAUCACUGAGGAGUUUAUGCCAGUCGAUAUGUUGUAGAGCUGCCCUAACCUUAUUGAAAUUGGCUUUUUUAAAUGAUAUGUUUUAGUAUACCCCACUUGCUUUUGCUUUUUUGAGUUUAUUUCAAAAUUUACCAUAUUGUGAUCACUAUUUCCCAAAUGCUCCCUUACUUGAAUGUUGGUUAAAAGAUCAACAUUGUUUGUUAUGACAAGAUCCAGACAAGCAUCCUUUCUAGUUGGUGCUUGUACCAGUUGUGACAUAAAGGUGUCAUUUAACACAUUCAAAAACCUGAUGCCCCUUGCUGAAGUACUAGUCCCUCUUUCCCAAUUUAUGUCUGGAUAAUUAAAAUCUCCAAUAAUUAACGUGUUACCUUGUGAUGGGAUCACAAAGAAUACUCGGAUCCAGAAAAUUCUAUUACUCUGCCACUUAAAUGUAACAUUAACGUUACAUUUACCUUAUGUUUUUCAAUAACAAGACAUUUGCAAACAUGUGACAACAAACAAACCUAUGAUUUAAUUUGGCAUGUAACUCAUCACCAGAUCCCCACUCUUUGGCUUUUGUUAGAUGCAAAUAAAGCAUUUAAUAGACUCCUAUUGCCAUUUUUAUUAACUAUCCAAACCAAAUUUGGGUUCCCCAACCAAUUCCUUAACCCUCUGUCCGGCAUCUAUAGCAAUCCUACAACUAAACUCCUCAUCUCACAUACUAUACCUCCAACCAUCCAAAUCCACAAUGGAACACAACAUAGUUGCCCCCUAUAACCUUUGUUGUUUUGUUUGUUUUCAUUGGGAUCCUUUUUGCAAUUAGUAUGGGACAAUCCUUCCAUUACCGGGUUUAAAAUCUGAGAUCAAGACUAUAAAAUAGCGGAAUAUGCAGACAUUAUCCUCUUAAAUCUAACUGAUCCUCUGGGCUCACUCCCGGAACUCUUUUCACUAUUCGAGUCAUACUUCCAAGUAUUUCGAUAUUAAGAAAAUACGGAUAAACUGAAACUUUGACUUUAAUAUCUUCAGAUCCACGCAAAGGUACCUUCAAGUUUAAGAAUUCCUAUAUACAAUAUCUCAGAAUCAAACUACCUACAGGCCUAGCUCGAACAUACACAUUAACCCCGUAAGGUCCAAACUUCUUGAAUAAAAUGGAAUCAUGACAUGUCACACAUGUUAUGUGUCCUUAAGGGGUUAAACUACCUCCAUUGCCAGGUUACCAGGUAAUGAAAGACAUUGAAACAAGGCAUAAACUAUCCAUUUCUCGGAUUGGGUACAUAGCUUCAGUAAAAUGAACACACUCCUUACAUUUUUUUUUCUUAUAUCAGAGUUUCCAGAUACCACUCUCGAUCAAAGUAUUUGAGCAUAUCCAAAGUAGGACCAUUUUAUAUGGGCGGGAAAGAAACCUAGGGUAAAAUGAUCAUCUCUGCAUGCUCCUACAAAGUCAGGUGGGCUUUGAUUACCUUCACUACUAUCAUGCCACACAGCUGGUGCAAAUACAACAAUUACAUGCUCCAAUUGUAGUUAAAAGGUGGAUAGACUUAAAACACAGUAUUUAGAGACUUUCCCUUGUUAUACCUAAUGGCUCCCCAAACAGGGAAAACCACUGAUCACCUCCACAAACCCAGCUUUAUAUAUAGCGAUAAAUAUUUAGGGCAUUAUGACACGUAAAUUCCUCUUCUCCUCUUACACCCUUAUUUAGAAACAGACUAUUCCCUCGAGUAUAUCACCACAUCAUUUUGCAAGAUUUGAAGACCAUUGUAUUAAUUAGAUUUUUAUUGUAUGUGUUAGGGCUGUACUAUAGUCAUUGCUGCUACCCAGGAGUAGUGGGAGUCUAAGUGGGGCCUAGUUUUGUAUAUUUGUACUUGCAGGGGGUGGAGUGCCCCUUUAAAUUAAACGAAGUAGCAUUACAUCCAUCAGCACAUGGUGCUUCCUGCAAUUUCCAUUAUUAUCUUGCUACCUUUUAACAAUUAGUGAGGGACCCGAGGGUAGCUCUAUACUAGAUUCAAUUUUUAAAUAUUCCUCCAUCCCAUUUCACAAGGGUUUGGAGGGAGAUAAUAGCGGGCAACCAGGCUGCCUGCCACUUCUGUUAUUAACCCUUCACACGUCAGCUGUGCAAUCAACAUUUUCUCUUUUGCUUCCAUUAAAUAAUGUGCUAUGAUCUAUGCCUAUUGAAACAAAAAAAUAAAUUAAAACAUUACUUUCCAGGGCACCCAAAAUACUCGGAUUCUUGUUGUCACGGCAAGGGUGCAUAAUUCAUUGUUGCACUAUGAAAUAUUGUCAUUUAUUGUAAUUUGUGUACUGCAUAGAUGAUGCAGCUUCUUGGUAGAUGUGGUAUUGUCAAUUCCAAAAGGGGUUAAUUUGAUUGUAUGGGACGGCAGAAGGUUUACAGACUAAAUUCCUCUUUGAAGCUGGGACUCCAACAGAGCUACUCUGUAAGGUGUGAGAAGUCACACAUAAGUAACCUGGAAGUCUGGUUUAAAUUUAAGUAUCCUAUUCAAAAGAAACAUUAAUACUUACCCACAGAUUAAUAAUUAAGCCUUAUUUUUAUUAGAUUUUGAAUGGGACAACACAAUCUUCUAAUCAAGCCUAAACAUGAUUUGCGUAACUUAACCACAGCAGAAAGGAUUGUGAUGUCUACUGUAUUGGGUCACAAGUAAGGAGUGUGACAUAUCUACGGAAUGUUAAAAUGGUAACAAAUUCAUAGAUGCAAUUAUUUCUGUGGCAAGUACAUAAGAGAAGAUAGAACCAAAUGUUUACAUUUGGAUUGAUGUUGGUCUGGAACACAAGGGGAUGAUCACUUUUAGUUACUAUAGGUACGCCUUAUCUCCGCCUCUGGAUGAGGCUUGGUAAUCUACAGGGUAUAUAUCUAAUGAUACUGAAGUGUGUAUUGUACUUGCUUGCUAAUUUUGAGUGAGUCACCAUCUUCCUUGCCAGAGACCCCUUGGCUUUACUUUGAAAACCGAGUAAGUGAUUUUAUCCAUUUUGGUUUUAUCUAUUGUUGGUGUAACUAAUUUGAUUGUCUUCUAUAUUUUUGUAUGCACUGUGGCUAUUUUUUGCUCAUAAUAAAUAUUCAUUUAUUAAGCUCUGCCUUUGUCUGGUAAAGAAUCAUGUUACCUGAAGAGACUAAUUAGUGUUUUGCAAUUGCUUAAAUAUUGUGCUAAGUUGUAUUUGGUGGGUUUUUAUUAUUAAGUUACCUGGGUGACCAAAGCACCCCAUUUAUAAAUUGUCUUGGUGGUGUCAGCAUUAAAAUAGUAAUAUUUAUAUUAUUAUGGUUAAGUGUGGGUGGUGUUAAGUGGGAUAUUAUCAUUAUUUCCGAUCUAGUGCAGACAAAUAGUGAGCUUUAACCCUUUCACCACCGCACUCUUGAAGUAAGGUGCGUUCAUGACACUCAUGUGGUGUAUUUUUCUUGUUUAAUGCUGUCAUUAACCAAAGCUUGAUCAUCAAAGGGUCAGCAAAUUUAAAUCUUAAUGAAUCUAUUGUUUUAACUCACCACUUGUGAUUGAAUCCAAUUUGACAGCUGUGUCAUGGCAGAAUGCAAGUUAGCUAAGAUUCUUAUGCUAACAGCCAGGGCUUCCAUCCAAAUACUUGGGGCCCCUUACAAAUCCAUUGUAUUGCUAUAUAUGUAUAAGGUUCAACAAUUCAGGAUAUGACACCAAUUGAGUGGAUGAAUAAUAAAGAAUUAAGUCAUAGAUCACAGAGUAAUGCCAAAAAUCAACAUUGAAGCACAUCUUAGGCUGGGAAACUCCAGUCAGACUCUUCCAAGAGUAAAUAAAUCAGGAAAAUUCCUGCACAGCACAUCGGCUUACAGUCAUGUGAAAAGACACCUGUACUUUGUUUGGAAGAUUCUGGAAAUCUGGGCAAUAUGCCCAGAAUAUUGUAACAUCAUAUGUUACUGAAGGUUUUAACUAAAUGGCUAAAUAAAUAAUAAAUUGAUGUUCUCACCCCUCCUCGGUGGUAUGUUUAUUCCUCAUUCUCGGGUCCUCUACCAGAGGCGUGGGAAUUUGAAAGUUCUGCUCAGUAUCUUAGCUGUUCUUAGAACUGCACUCUUCUGGACAGCGAUCUCAGAUGUCCCACCUGGAAUCUGUUGAAGCCACUCCCCCAACUUGGGAGUCACAGUCCCGAGUACUCCUAUCACAGCUGGGACUACUACUGCCUUCACUUUCCACAUCCUUUCUAGUUCUUUUUUCAGUCUUUGGUAUUUGUCCAUCUUCUCAUAGUCAUUCUUCCUGAAUUUAUAGUCUCUGUGUAUUGCCACAUCCACCACAACUGCAGUCUUUUGUUCCUUGUCUACCACCACGAUGUCUGGUUGGUUGGCCAGCACUUGCUUGUCUGUCUGGAUCUUGAAGUCCCACAGGAUCUAAGCCCUGUCAUUCACAACUACCCUUUGUGGUAUCUCCCAUCUGGACUUAGGCAGGUCCAAUCCAUAUUCUGUGCAGAUGUUUCGGUACACAAUCCCAGAAACUUGGUUGUGUCUCUCCAUGUAUGCUGUUCCUGCUAACAUCUUGCAUCCGGCUACUAGGUGUUGAACUGUCUCAGAGGCCUCUUUGCACAGUCUUCACUUUGGGGCUUGCUUGGUGUGGUAGACUCCAGCUUCUAUUGAUCUGGUGCUGAGUGGCUGUUCCUGUGCUGCUAGGAUUAGUGCCUCAGUGCUGUCUUUCAGUCCUGCCUUUUCCAACCACUGGUAGGCUUUUGAUAUGUAAGCCACAUCCACUACCUGCCGGUGGUACACCCCAUGGAGAGGUUUGUCUUGCCAAGGAACCUCCUCUUUUUCUGCAUCCUUAAUCUGUGGAAGUCUCAGGCAUUCCCUUAGCAGUUCAUCUUCGUGAUUAACUUGUGGAUGCUCUGUGUUUCAUCCAGGACUGUGGCCUUGACACUCAUCAGGCCCGGCCUCCUUCCUUCCGGCAAAUGCACAGGCUUUGGGUGCUGGAUUUGAGGUGGAAUCCUCCAUUCAUAGAGAAUAGAUUCCUGGUCUUGACAUCCAUGGUGACCAGUUCUUCUCUUGGCUAGGUUAUUAUUCCAGCUGGGUGCCUGAUGACCGGUAGGGCAUAUGUGUUGAUGGCUUGGAUCUAGUUCUUGCCAUUGAGCUGGGACUUCAGGACCUGUCUGACUCUUUGGAGGUACUUGGAUGGUGCUAUCCUCUUUGCCUCUUCCUCAUGGUUGCCAUGCGUUUGUGGUAUCCCCAUGUACUUCCUCUCCUUCUGUCCUGAUCAUAAAUUACCAAUACACCCAGUGGCUAGGCCAUCCCACCCACUCAUACAUGCAUAAUCACACAAAUGCACCCUGACACAUAGAUAUCAUGUGACCACCAACUCUUUGAAAAGCAUUCUAUUAGCAUAACACACCUGCGAAUGCACAGUAUGACCCCAAGCAUUGAAUUAUUUACUAGGGAGAAUAUCCCGGGAGCUUUAGUGUUCCUUUUAAUCCUUCAAAAUCUAAAAUAUAUGAUUAAUCCACUGCUAAUUCAGUUAAAUCUGAUAAUUUGUACAAACCCUUUAAAUCCUAUUAGGAAGGAAAGCACUAUCUGUAAGAUUAUAAAAUCUAGCUCAUGGUCAUAACUUGAACGUUUACAGUAUCAGACUGAUUGAAUAUCUCUUAGUUCCUCUUCUGACAGCUGGUCAGUAGAACGUAGACAUAGAUAUCAAAUCCAUUGUGUUACAAGUCUCUGCAUUUGCCCAAAGAGCUGCUCUAGUGGAUCAAAAAUUAGCGAAAGGUUUAUACCCAUGAAAGCAGCAGGUGCUGGCUAAAGAUGUUUAAAUUAAGUCCAGGUGUAAUUUUCAUCCAGCUAGAUAUGCAAAGCGUAAAUUGAGGGCAUUGGAAUUUUAAUAAAAUUGGAAUUUACUGCUAAGCAGAAUAUUUUACUAAACUACCUAGGGCUCUGUUUAAAUAUAAAUACAAUUAUACAAUAUUUUGAUGAUUAAUUUAAUUAAAAAGUCUGCCUCAUUAACUGUUAGCUGGCAAUAAGUAUAAAGGGAUUUAUGAAGAUCAUAGAUGGUGGUAAUGUUUCAUUAGUUGUGUUUUUCCCUAAAGUACCAGUAUACUGUUUAAAUAUUACUAUAUAGCAUAGAAUAGGAUGGAAUCAUGCUAAAAGAAUGCAACAAUCUUUAAAAUACUCCAGAUCCACUAGCCUUUUUUAUUGGUCAUCUCGACAUAUACACAAUAACAAAAAUAUUGUCAGUAAUUUAUAGCUUGCAGAAAAUAUGAGCACAUAAACUUCAAAAAAUAAAUUAUUUAGAUAGGCUAUGAUGUCAGAAAAAAAGCCUGCCAUAUAAUAUCUUAAACAGGGCUUUUCUUUCCAGGAUCCUCUGUGCCUGAGAGAUAAUUGCAUGAGAAAAAAGCUAUAACUUAAUAAUCUUUCAGGUACAGAAAAAUAUGCAAUAUUUUAAAACACCCCAAAAAUACAUUUUAAUAACUUCAAAAUCCCACGAAAGUCAUAUAACCGAAUAGCUUGAAUCUGAGCGCACACUUUGCCGAAAUAGCACUCCGAUCCCUUCGUUAGUUCGGGAAUGCCAUUCGAAUGAAAUUUUGACCUGUCGGCAACGAGGGGAUGCUCCAAAACCGUUCCCUAGAAAACAAGGCAGCGACAGGUCAUCUUUCUGGGGUUCUCGCACGAACACUGAUGAAUCCAUUCCCAGGCUGUUGGGGUACGAAUGCUCCCCUGUUCGGUAGUUGGAUUCCUGAACGCUGUUCUCCUAAUUGUUCGGAAAGUUGGUACUAGUUUACCGGUUGUUCACGGGUUUGUGUAUUCGAAAACAGUUCCAUGCUAUUGACGAGCAUGUUGUGCUGCCCAGGUUCGGGAGACAAAAGGGCUGCCCAUUAUUUGCACGUGCAUUCAGUUAUACGAACGGCGGCCACACAGGGAACACUUGAACUAAUAACUAAUAUGUGGUUAACAGCCAGGGUCAGUCAAUGAUUAAAAGGUGCGAACAAGGGGCCACACAGAGAGGGGGUUUGGUAAACGAUCAGGGGUAUAUGGACAGCUGAACAAAGGUGAAUAAAAGUAUAUUUGGGUUCUCCGUUCCACUACAUAUAUGUUCUUUUUUUCUUCAUUAUACUAUAGGAAAACCAAAAUGUUCUAGGAUUCAUCUUCCAAGUUGUCUAUAAUUACGUCCACUGGAAGCUCAUUUCAUUUAUCAAAUGCUUUCUGUCUACUUCUACCUUCACAUGUUUAUCAUUUAUCCUUUACUAACUUCUGUAAUAACUUGCAAUCUUAUUAAAAACAAAAUGGAAUGUUAAUAGAAAAUGGCAGUGUAAUUUGCAGUAAAUGGUGUUUUCCCAUCUUAUUUUAAAUUUAUAUUAAUGAUUUAGCAAUAGACUUUGCAAUCUAGUUGAAUCCUGACACAGCCAGGGCACACAUUCCAUUGAGAAGGAGAAAUCGAAACAUUGCUUUCGAUUCUCGUCCCCUCUCUAUGCUCACAGCCAGGUGGAAACGAUAAAAAAUACAACAAUGAUUGACAUGGAGCAAAGAUUGAUGUGCCCAGUUCCCCAUCAGAUGUAAGUAUUUAAUAUUUACAUUUAUUUAUUAGACAUAUUUGUUAAAUAUAAGGAUCAAUAAAUAUCAUAUUAAAAAUCCUGGUAAAUAAGGGUUCUCCGGUAGUAGUGUUAUUUUGAUGUUUCUGCAUGGAAUCUUCAUAUUUGAAUCUUGCUUGAUGAAACACUUUUUCCUUUUUCAGACCUUGGUGAUCCUUUAUACAUUUUAUGUUUACCUGUGAAUUAAUGCUGGCUCAUCCACAUUUUCUUAACUAUCUCUCUUUCAGUCAUCGGCACCAUGUCUUGCAUGAUCAGGAUGUAGACCGCCAUACUUGUGUACCAAUGAACCAUCUUUGGCCAAAUCAAGCUCCGUACACUGUGUGUAACAGUUCCCUAUCUGAAUAUGGCGUAUUAGGUAAGUUAUAGACAACUGUAAUUUUGUUUAUUAUGUCACAAGUCAUAUUUAAGUCAAGUUUAACCUAUGUUUUAACACCGGAAAAAAUAAUCUGACCACCAAUACUAACUCAUUGGGGGCCAUUGACUGUCUUUGCAACCAUAAUUGUUGGUUCUUUAAGUAAACUAUACCAGAAUGGAAGGACUUGUUAAUUACUGCAAAGCUGUAUAGUGUUGCCCAAAACUAAAUAAGUGGAGCAUUACAUUUUUUGUGUAGCGUUUAGUGGAACCAUACUGUGAUAAUGGCAAAGGCCAUCUUUGAUCAUUAAAAGGUUAGAUUGUGUAUAAUGUCAUAUCCCAAAAGGAAAAAGAGCAACCUGUGUUUAUGUAGGGUCUAAUUCCAAAGUUUCUUAUUGUGGAUCCUUCACGUGUGCUAUGUAAAUUCCAUCCUGAAAAUAUCAGUGACUCAAAUAGAAUUGAGUCACUCAUGCCAACACUAGGGCAUCGGCAACCUUCGGAAUUCCAGAUGCUAUUACAGAUUUAAUACUUGCAAAGAAUUGCGUUACAUAUAGUUCAUAAAUUCUGGAGCGCUAAAGAGAUUAACUACCUCUGUACGAGGGUAUAAUUAAAAACAGAUAAAGAAUUCACCAAUAUGUUUAACCACUUAAGGGCCACAUGACGCUUUCAUGGCCAGUGAAGCAUAGACGUCAUAUAGUAAGAGUAUCAAGGAAUCCCAGGUAUAUUUUGAUACCUGGGUGUCCUUUUGAUCAUCUAGGGCCAGAAUUAGUGGCCCCAGACUGACAUGUGCUCUGUUUGCAGAGGUCAAAGUGAGCAAAAGAUCCGUAUUGCCACGUGCUACUACAGCAAUGCAUUGAUAGCUUCCCCGUCCAGAAGGAGGGGUGCAGACAAGUAUAUUAUUCCACCAGAGAUAAUGACUCUCUCUUCCCUGGCCAAAGGUAAGGCUCAAGUAGGGUGGAAUUAAUUGUUACUUUUUGCAAUUAAACUGUAUAUGUAUAUAAUGUACCCUAUUCCUCCCACUACUGCCCCAUCCACCUUUACCCAUCAAAGCCCCUAUUACUUCUUCCCCUGACUAAAGCACCUAUGCCUCUGCACGCACUACAGCCUACCACCCCUGCACUCUCUACAGUUCCUAUUAUCUCCUGCACCCUCAACUGCCACUGUCCCUCCCCAGCACCCACUUAAGCUCUUCUAAACCUCCCGUUCAGCCUCUAUAUCUCACCCUCCACCUUGCAACUACUGCUAACACGAGUAAGUGGUGGAAAUGAUUAGAACACCCCCAGUUUUGACUUUGGUAUUUUUGGUGUCAUAGUGCCAUUGUCUCAUGUUUUGUUCCUAGACUAUCCACUGCUUAGUUCUGCUUUUACUCUUCAUACCAGCACUAGUGAGAUGACACUUCACUCGCCCCCUACCCACUUCUUUGCCAUACAGUUUGCAAUUUAUUAUUGGAGGCACUGAGAGUGAUCCCAAACAUUGUUUCAUUGGCCCAAUACAGCACCCUUGGCCAUUUGCCUUGCAUCUGCUGAAGAUGCUGAAAGAUUUAGAGCUGUCGCAACAUCUGUUGCUACACUAGCCUCUACACUAGCAUUUGUUGAUUAAUGGGAUGUUGAUGUUGCUGGUACUGGUGAUGUUGACGAUGAUGUUAGUGGUGCUGCUGGUAGUGGUUAUAUUGACAGUGGGUGAGUUACUUGUACCAGUGGAAGCAGGUGCAACUGAUGUAUCAACUGUCUCCACUGGAUGAGACCAUUUUACAACAGAUACUUAUGGACUUGGAGAUGGUAAACAAGAUGCAGGAGGCAAGUGCAGACUAGAUGCUGGAGAAAAUACUGGGCUACUGACUGUUCUUUCCAGACUCUCUGCUUCUAAUUCCUCUAGCUUAUGACACUCAUAGUUGAGUAGCUCCUGAGCUAGAGGUAAAUAUGCUUUGAUUGCAGUGGUGGGGAGAAACAGAACUCUCAUCACUGGAUUCAUCACUGUCACCAUCACCAACACCAGACAAUGAGGACACUACUUUGGUGUUUACAGAAUGUCUUACAAAUGUUUACAGAAUGGAAAACACAUUUGACUCUGGGAAUUUAGAAUUUGAUGUAGCAGACAUGCUGCCAAUCCCACUAUCUUGAGGCUAAAUGCUACGAAUAGGGAUGGUGGUGGAGGCAGCAGUCACAUGACCAAGGAAAAAGGUGUUUCAACUUUCCAUAGCCAUGGUGCAUUGCAGGGCCAGACUGGGAAUACAAAGCAGUCCUGGGAAAAAAAAAAUCUAUUCCAGUCCCAUAAGUCAUUGCGCCAUGCAUUGUCACAUGUUAAAUGUAAGGCUAUGUCUUGCAACCCCAGAUGAUUGAGUGAUAUAUAUAUAUAUAUAUAUAUAUAUAUAUAUAUAAUAAAAUCAUAUAUACAACAUAAAUAUUUUUUAAUAUAAAAUAUUGGUCCUUUCAGAGUAAAACAUUUAAUUAUACAGUAAUGCUUACUGUAUAAUUAAAUGUUUUACUCUGAAAGGACCAAUAUUUUAUAUUAAAAAAUAAAUAAAUAUGUAGACACAGACAAUCUGACACACACAAGCUCAUUGAUACACAACCUCAAACAAAAAAUCUCACUGAUAUACAUAAACUCAUUAACAUAAAAACACAAGCUCACAGAUGCACACACAUGGUCUUACUGACAGACAAUCUCACUGACACACACAGACAAGCUUAUUGGUGUACAGACAAACUCUGACACGCACAAGCUUACUACAGACAAGCUCACUUUCUCACACAAAUGCUUACUACAGAAAACACACACACACACACACUCACUACAGAAAAGCUCACUGAUAGACACAUGCUUCCUACAGACAAACUAGUGACACACACAAGCUCACUAGAGACAAGCCUACUGUCACACAAAUGCUUACUACAGAAAAGCUCAUUGACACACAUGUUCCCUACAGAAAAGCUUACUGACACUCACAUGUUCAUUACAGACAAGCUCACUGAUACACACAAGCUCACCACAAACAACACACACAUGCCCACCACAGAAAAGCUCACUGACACACACAUGCUCACCACAGAAAAGCUCAGUGACACACACAUGCUCACCACAGACAAGCACACUGACACACACAUGCUUCCAACAGACAAGCUCCCUGACACACACACAUGCUCACUACAGACAAACUCACUGACACACACAUUCAAGCUCACCCGCUAGCAGCCACACACACACAUGCUCACUACAGACAAACUCACUGACACACACAUACAAGCUCACCCACUAGCAGAGACACACACACACACACACACACGCAAGCUCACUCACUAGCAGGCACACACACACAAGCUCUCUCACUAGCAGGCACACAUACACACACACAGGAGGUGGAGCUUGCAUGAGGGGGCUGGGCAUGCAGCCAAUUUAUAUAAACUGUGCAGGGAGCCUAACUGUGGCUGCACCAGCCCCCAGCUCCUCCCUCUUUACUCCCCUCGGACUGACAUAGGCUGGCACAGUCCGAAGGGAAAAAUACUUAAACUACAGGAGCCUGAUGAUUUGGGCUGUCUGCCUGGCCCCAGGUGCUUCAGCCCACCAGAAAAUUUCCCGGUAUCCCGGUGGGCCAGUCCGGCCCUGCAUUGGGGAACAGGACCUCUUCCCCUACCCUCUCUCAAUUCUUGCUUGGAAUUAGAAUGUGAUAUUGAUGAUGGCAAGUUCGACUUUCUUAUUACAAUAAAUUAGGUAAAGUAUAUGACUGUGUAUUUCUCAGGAUUGUUCAUAGGACACUCAACAAACUGAUACACACCAAUUCUGAUAAGGCAAAGAAUGAAAGGCAGAAUAGACAUAUUACUGAACCUUAGAGUGGCUGGGCUUAACGCAAAGCAGGGACCAGGAAAAAAAACAGUACUAAACUAGAGAAAUACUUCAGGCCAGAAAGGGACACAAAAAAAUAGAAAAUAAACAUAAAAAAAUCCACAUUGCAUUUCAUUUUGAAACAAAUUAAAAGUCUAAUAUAAAGUGCCUUAUGAGCCAUUCAAAUGUUCUUGCAAAAUUGAUUUUUUGAAUUCAUGUGAUAAAUAUGGCUUUUCGUACUGUUGACCUGAAAUUGUAAAUGAUAUUUGUAUCAAGAUACUUAUGCCAUGUAAUUUGCAAAGAAAGUGUCAUCCAAACUCUCUAGUGUGCAUUAUAAAAUGGUUACAUUUGAUCUAUUACGUGUGUUCUACAGCUAGAAAAUAGAAGAGGAUGAAAGGUAUAUUGAAAAUCUAUUGCAUACUAGAAAAGUUAACCUGUAUCAUGUUCGGUAUAUAAAUAAGGAGCAGGAUAUGUGAAGCGAAGCCUUAAACAAAUUAGCCAUAUUGCAGAUUUUCUCAGCCAUGUCUCCCAAUCAGCAGAAAUGGGAUCGUAAUGUGGAAGUUAAAAUUAGACUUGGAUUAAGAGUUGCCAAGGGAGAGAUGACUCUGUGUACUCUGUGUAAAAUUAUGGCUAGGUAGAUAUAUAUAUAUAUAUUUACUGCUUCAAACAGAUAACAAAUAACUGUUUAAUUUUGGAAUCUGAACAGACAUAGAAAGAGGAAAAUGACAGCAAUAUUGUGCGGCUCAUGUAGUUCUCUGAUAUAGUGUAAACAUUAGGAUGCAAAUUCAAUCAGAUUUACUCCUUUGCUCACCAGCAGUUAAAUAUCUCAGUAAACGUAUCCCCUAAAUAUAAGAUAAGCUUGCAUAUGUGGACACUUUGCAGAAAUAGGAUCUAAAAUGCAAAUAGUUUUAUGUCGUAGAAGGCAAGAGCAGCAAUGUAUUGCUUUUAAAUUCACAUUAAAGGUUUACUCUAACAAGGGCGGUACAAGGAUUUUUGGGUACACAGGUGAAGAUAAUUUUGGCACCUCCCCCCCAAAAAAGCAUUUUCACCUGUGUGCCUCUUAACCCGCCUUUUGUUUCUUAUCCCCUUUUUUAUUAAAUGUCUUACCCCCUUUAGUAUAUUAUCCCCUAUUUUUCACCUCCCUUGUGUAUCUCUUACAACCCACCUUUGUGUGUCUUUCUCCCCCCAGCCCCUUUGUGUGUCUCCUUCUCUCCCAGCCCCUUUAUCUUUUACUCUUACCAGCUCCUUUGUGUGUUUCUCUUUCACCAUCAGCCCGUUUAUCUCCCUCAAGCCCUUCUGUGUGUCUUUUUCCUCUUCUCCAGUCCCUCUUUGUAUUUCCACCUCCAGGCCCUUCUCUGUGUCGCUUUCAUUCCCAGCCCCUGUGUGAACGUUCUCACUCCCAGGCCCAUCUUUGUGUCUUUCUCCCUCCUCAUGUCCCUCGGUGUGUCUUUCUCCCCACUCAGGCCCCUCUCUGUGCCACUCUCCCCUCCAUGUCCCUUAGUGUUCCUCUCUCCUCCCCUCCCCUCCCUGUCCAUUAGUGGUCCUCUCCCCUCCCCUUCCUGUCCAUUAGUGGUCCUCUCCCCUCCCCUUCCUGUCCAUUAGUGUUCCUCUCCCCUCCCCUUCCUGUCCAUUAGUGUUCUUCUCCCCUCCCCUUCCUGUCCAUUAGUGUUCUUCUCCCCUCCCCUUCAGGUCCAUUAGUGUUCCUCUCCCCUUUCUUACCUGUCCAUUAGUGUUCCUCUCCCCUCCCUUCCCUGUCCCUUAGUGUUCCUGCCAGCCUCCCUUCCCUGUCCUUUUAGUGUUUCUCUCCCCUCACCCUUCCUUUGGUCUUAGUGCCUCUCAUCCUUAAUGCCCCUCCCACCCCACCCCUUAGUGUUUUCUCCCUUCUUUUAGUGGCUCCCCACCCCAGUAUUCCUUUUCCCUUCCCUUCCCCUGUACCAUGGGAACACAACCUCUUAGUGGUCCUCUUCCUCUCUCUCCUCUUUUUAGUGUGUUCUUCCCCCUCCUCCCUGUCCUAUAGUGUUUUUCCCUCCCUCCCCUGUCCUUAUAGUGUUCUUCCCCCUCCCUGUCCUGUGGUAGUUUUUCCUCCCUUGUCCCAUAGUUUUUCUUCCCCGCCCCCCCAAUCCCACAGUGUUCUUUCAUCUUUCCUCUCAGUGAGCAUUUCCUUUCAGUCCAGCUAGGUACAGGAAACAGAAGCUCCCGUACCGCGGUGCGCACUGCUCUGUUCAGCAACGCUAUACAGCGUGACUGGCAGGAGGAAGCACUGUGUGCCCACAUCCUGCCAGUCACUCUAAUCUAGUGCUCUCCGGGCCGCCGGUGCGACCUACGGUGACCACUUGUGCCGCCUUAUGGUGGUCGCCAUAAGGCGGCACAAGUGAAACGGUCCACGUGGUUGAUUGGAUCACGAGUGGGCUUCAAGGACUUCAGAUGGAGCGUUGAAUCCAGGGAGGGGAGCUUUGCUGGUGCUGCAUUCCAGAAAAUGUAUUGCUUUAGUUCUAAUGUUUUUUUAAUUAAAAGAAAAAACGGAGGGUGCAAUAGGCCCUUAUAACAUAAAAUAUCACAUUACUAUCUAAUUUAUGGUGAGCUGAGGUUUGUGAUAGGCAACGAUUUAUCAUUAUAUUUACCAUAUGACCUGGCUAAAAGCUAAAUUUGUAAAUGUGGUGAUAUUUUUAUACAUACAUUGUGGGAUCCCAAUAUCAAACACCCAUAUUAAUACAAGUUACUUUAAUUGCUGCAUAAACUUCUGUGCUUGGCAUAGAAGUACAAACUACAGAGAGAGAGAGAGAGAGAGAGAGAGUGUGUGUGUGUGUGUGUGUGUGUGUGUCAAGUCUUUAAGCAUUCUCUUCUCUUCAAAGUAUAUAGGCCUCAUUGCUUGCUCUGCUUAUUACUUAAAAUCAUUAAAUAUAAUCACAACAAUUACUCGGACAAUCAAUCUCACAUGUUUCAUAAAAAAAAACCUCUGAUCUCCAAUUUAUUUCAAUUACACCAUUAAUUAACUUUCUUGCUCCUUUUAGACCUGCACCUGUGUAUCGGUGAAAAGGCCAGGUAUCGUGACCUGUAUAUAUGUGGAAGUAGCAUCUAUACAGGGCUUAGAGCCAAUUACCUUUAA